Molecule: messenger RNA, 7201 nt
Organism: Schistosoma curassoni
Lineage: Eukaryota; Metazoa; Platyhelminthes; Trematoda; Strigeidida; Schistosomatidae
Source: the annotation of a GenBank genome assembly
AUAAAACUGAAAGUAUUAUUCAAAUUUAACGGGUUAAAAAGUGCAAUUGGUUUUCGUACCCACUAAAUCACAAAAGUAAUUGUUAGAAGUUGUGAACACAUGUUUCUUGAAAGUAAUAACCCGAAUGUGGAAAAUUCGGUUUCUACCCAGUUUUAUUUUUUAAUAUUUGUCAUGCAUUUCUGUAGUUAUGAAAAAUAUAUACGUCAUUAUACUUAUGCGAAGCAGUAUUUCUGUUUUUUUCUUUACUGAUCUUGAGCUCAUUGAACACUUGAAGUUAGAGGGACACUCUUGUUUUAUGUAUGCUUUAUUUUUGAAAGGAAUGAGUUCAAAAUGUCGUAGUGUUCUACAGCUGUAAAUUUUUUAGUCGCAUGUCUUAAUGAAUCUCAAGUCACUUUUGAAUUACUCUUCUAUAACAUAUAGUUAGGAACUCUUCCCAGGUUUUCAGAACUUAGGAUUUUUUGGAGCGCCUCAGGUGGACUUUGAAAUGUUCUACUUAACAGCCCCUUCAAGGCUAACAUAUGUGAUUCCCCUAUAUCAUGCUCUAGUAAAUCCUAUUCUCAGUCCUUUCAUAUGAACAAAUGUGGGAUACUGGCACAAAACACCAUUCAAAGACAUCAAAUGUUGGUGCGUGGUGUGAAGACGGGUCUAUGAUUCCUGGAUCGUCUAUAAAAGCCCAUGUUGAUUUUGAAUAAUAUUUGUUUUUGUACAGCCUUCAGUUCGUUAUACUUUAUUUAAAGACUUAGUGCUUCCGAGAACCGAAUAGCUGGUAACUAGUCGAUGAACAAGUCAUAUUGCGUGCUUAACCGUAAUUACUGUGUAUCAUCUCUAAUCGUAUAUCACUUUAUAUGUUCGAAAACACGACAGAACCGCAGGUUAGUGAUCAUGAUGUAUGAAUGCAAAAAUGCCAAAAUUCAUAUAUAGGAUACCAACUAACAAAACUUUUCUACUGACGCACCAUGAAGAUGCUAUCAGACCCUUAACACCCGAGGAUGUACAGGUCUUGAUGGAAUCUGGUGUCUGUUUAAAAAUAUGUAGUUUUAGACCUUUAAACUAAAUCGCUUCGUUGUAUUACGUUGUAGCUGUGUUAUACCUUAACUUCGUUUAAAUGUGUGAAAUCCCACAUUUUAGUUUUUUUGGCUUAGGUUCAUAAAAUCUUUAAAUAUAUUUUCGCUACAAAUAUGUCAGUUAAAUGCAAAAAGUGUCUGUUACACAAAAUACCUAUGACAGAGUUUGUCUGGCCACAAGUUUCAGAAUAUAUUUCAUUCAUAUGUGAUCUUAUGUGAUGUCAUUCAAUAUUUGGACAGUAUGUAUGCCAUUACUUUCGUAAGAAGUCCCGUUAUACAUUUGAAGUCUUUGUGUUACAGAGAAUUCUGUUUUAUGCGAUACUAAUAUCAGUUAAACCAACGGGUCCUUUCUCAAGACGUAAUCAGAGAUUAUUUAGUAUGACAUCCUUUUUCCAGACACUCGAUGCGCAUACACUGACUCAAAAGGAUCGGAUUAAAUAUUUCUUUUUCAAAAUUAAAAUCUUUGAAGUUUACUGCCAUCCGAAAUUUGUUACGGAAAAUUUUAUUGGUCAUUAAUUUCCUAUGUCUGAUUCAUACUUUCUAAAUCCACUAAUAGUUAAAAUAAAGAUAUUAGUUGAAAUUAUUUUAUAAACAGAUUUACGUACGUUUUGAGUAAAGCAUUUCUUGGUGGGUUGUUUUAUAUAUUGUUUUGAUUGUUUUACAUGCAACAUCUUUACGAAAAGCAACAUUGUUACUAUUCUUGCACUGAUAAUCAUCGUUUAUACAAUUUAUAUAUGAUACAACUAAUUGUAUACACUCUCACUGUUGAUCAUAGCUGUUAUGUAGUAUUUAAACACUUUCGAGUACCAUUUGUCAGACGUUAAAUGUUUAGUACUAAUUUUGUAGAGAAAGUAUUAGCCAGUUUAUUUUCCUUGAAAAGUAAUUUGAUUUGGAGCCGUAUAUAGAAAUGCAAGUUGAAUAGUUCAAUAAAGCAAAAUUUUGUUGCAAGAACUUUUUCUUCUUGGUUCAAACAUACUAUUGAGUCUGAAAUCAUCGUCUGAAACAUGUUUUCAAAUAACCAAAUUCUUAGUUUUGGUUAGAAAACUGCAAAGACUUGUAUGAAAAUAAUCUGCCAGAACGUGUUUAAAAGUGGCAAAUAAUUACUUUAUAGCUCUGUAUUCUUUAUUUAUCUAAAACAGGAGCUUCAACAGUUUUAUCGCAUACUUCAAAUAAUUAUUAUCCCUAAAAAAUUUUAUAGUCUGAAAACUAAUAUUUUUAACAAAAGAUAUAAAGUCAGUUGUUGCUAUAAGUCGCAAGUGGAUUAAAAGCCACAAUUUAUUUAAAAUAUUGAAGUUCAUAUCAGUGAAAAGUGAAAACUUAGAACUAGUGGCUUCUUGACAGAAAAUAAUUUAAUAUUAAAUGAAGAUUUAUGCCAUAUAUUUUCCUUUAUGAGACUGUUCAAGCGAUUUAGUUCUCAGAUAUAGGACAUUGCACAUAGAAGUCAAUAAAUGAUUUUUAAUACUAGAUGCUUAUAACUGUGGUAUUCGGUUUCGUAAAGUACGGGUUUUCAGGUGCACGAAUUUCUUCGUCGACUGAUAAAAUGUGAAAUUUCGUAACAAUAUUUUUACAAUACGUUCAGAAUUGGAUAGAACUGGAAGUCAAACAGUCUACUGGUAUGGAAUCUGAUGAUAGCUGUGAAAUAGCCUCGGUAAUUACAAGAGCAGAUACCAAGUCUGAUUUAUCUGAUAAUCAGACCAUUGAUUGGAGUAACCAUCAAAAUCUAAGGAAAGAAAACUAUCCAAGUUGUGAUGGUUGCCUAUCAAAUGUAGAAGUAUUAUCAGAUAGUUGUUUGAACACUUUUUCACUAAAGCUAAGAGGUGAGUUACUCUGUUCAGAUUUCAAUCGUUUUACCUAGAGCAAGGAAAGAAGAUUAAACUCCUGGAACAAGAGCGAAUCGGCUUUUUGGAACAAAUAGCCAAUCUCUGUUCAUCUUUAGAAAAAAAGCAACAAGAGUUGGUUGAUGUUUUGAAACUUUCGGAAGAAAAAGCAAAAUACCACGCUCAUUAUAUGACUGAGGUUUGUUUGUAAUUCCCUAUCGAUUUUUGUCAUGUUUGCAUUCUUGUCGCAUAUAGUGUAUGUAAGUAGAUUAACUGUCUACACAGGCGUAGUUGUUUUAUAUUUAUCUGAUUGUUCCACCAUGGAUACUCACAGUGCUUGAUCACGAUAGGAUCACUCAUUAAUUCAUUGUAUUACAAUGGUAUCCAUAUUUUUAAUUGGUCUCUAUUCUUAGCCAACUUUGCAUAUGACACAGGUGAAUCAUCACCUGUUUCCAUUUAAAAUUUCAGGAAGCAUGCGUACGGGUCCAUUUAAAAUGAGAUGAAAAACUGAGUUUUAAGUUAAGCAAAUUUUGGAUUUUAGGUUAUUAGGCACUACCAUUUAUUUCACUUUGACGCGUUAUACCACCCCAUGAGGUAUAUAAUCUGAGUAUGGACACAAAAUUGUUACCGAGAAGUUGACUAUACAUAGAGAAAAGCCUAAAUAUACGUCAGUUAAUGGAUAAGGUGUAUACCAAAAUUAUUGUUUUUAAGAUGGUCUAAUAAUGUUUUGACGUGCGGAGUUUUUUCGUCACUGUAAGGUAAGAGGUUAGAAGGGCGCUAGUAAACUGAGCAAACUAAGUUUCGAUUUUAGUUUCUAGAACGUGUCCUGUUAUUACAUCUCAGCACAUCGAAAGAUUAUAUGCUUCAGUUAAAAAUCAGUUCGUAGGUUAACUUAGGAAAUUAAAUUAUAAUUGAGUUCUUAUCAACUCUUAUUCUGUGAUUUCUUUUGCACUGUUGGAAUAAAAUAAAAAACAGGUUAGUAGUCUACUAGCCGAACUGAAAACACUAUUUUCAGAGCAUUCAAACUGUUUUAAUCCAGGAAAUCAGGCUUUAAUAGAUCAGGGUGAAUUUGGGAAUAAGAAUGAAGUUUCACAUAAUACCGAUACUGAAAACGUACAAUUGAGUUCCACUAUUGGUUCAGUGAAAGGCGCUUGCUGUUCAGAAUCUCAGCAAGAUCAUCGUGGCCGCGCUCUAAUCAAUGAACUUUCUGCUACAGUAAGUACUGUCAAAAAUAUGAACAGCAAAAAAUUGAUAAAACACGACCCUUCUCCACAAACCCCACAUAUAUUUGAUGCGUUAUCAUCCAAACCUUUAAAUAAUUCUGAUCGAAAUCCUAUUAAAAUAUCUACAAAUCAGUUGCCUAAUAAAUUAAUUCAGCACACUCAGGUGACAAAAAAUCCUAUAGCUUCAGAUGUUUGCAUAUUGCCAUCAUUUUGUUGGAACACUGACCAUGUUCUAUACUGGUUACGUGAAUAUGUUUGCCUACCUGGUGGAUGUUUGGAUGCUGCUAGUCGACUUCGUUUAGAUGGUAGACAAUUAACAAGUGCAUUCGACAGAAAAAUUGAAAAACAGUUACAUCUUAAUGAUGAAGGAUUAAGAAAAAAAUUUUUUACAGCUCUCGAAGAUUUACGAAUACAUGGACCGCCUGGUAUAUCACGGAAUCCAGGACCAAGCCAUAUAAGCUGUCAAUGGAUUUGUGAUAUUUGGUUAAAACAUCAUUUAGGUCUUGUACAACUAAUUCCUAUAUUUUCAAUAAGACGUGUGGAUGGUCGAAUGUUGUCUAGUUUAAUUACCUACAAACGUCCAAAACAUUCUAUCCAGCAUAAAAAUAGACGAAAAAGUAAAGAUAAUCAUAAUUAUGAUAACGAUAAUUGCAAUGAUAUAAUAAUUUCUAAUCCCAAUGAUGAUAUUCCUCUUUCGAAUUAUUCACAACAGAAUCUUAUCAAUUUGAAAACUAAUGAAAUUAAUGGUAGUAGUAAUAAUAAUGAUAAUAUUAGCAAUCAUUCAAGUGUUAAAAGUAUUUCGUCUGUAUCUUCUACAAGCAGCAUAACGAACGCUGUUCAAGAUUCCUGUAGUCAUAAUAAUAGCAGUAAUAAGUAUGAUAAUGGUAAUGAAUAUAUGGAACGUAAUUGGCAAGUUGCUGGACGUAAAGAAAUGUUACAUAUUUUAUUAGGUCUAUCGCAUACAUCAUCAUCGUCGUCGUCGAGUAGUGGUGCAGAUUUAUCUGUAGAUUCUAGAUAUUUACUUGGCAAAAAAGAGGCUGAAAGUUUACGUACUGCUAUUGAACUAUUGCAUCAUCAUAAUUUUAAUAUAGAGUUGAUAGAACAAAUUCGUGCUAAAUCUGAUCUUUCCGAAUUAGAUCUUUUGUAUUGGACGAAUGAUCAUAUUGUUAAGUGGUUAUCCGAUUUAGGUUUAAGUGAUUUUGUGCACGGAAUUGAUGCAAGUGGUUUACAUGGUGCAUAUAUGGUACUUGAUUCAACGUUCGAUUUUAAUACAUUGAUUAAACGUUUGCAUAUACCAUUGAAUGUUGCAGUUUUGUGUAAAUUAGAGGAGAAUUUCCAACGAAUAUUGAAGCCAGCUAGAACUCUUGAAGGUAUAUCUACCAAUCAGCAUAGAAUUUUUCGUCGACGUAGUAUUAGUCGGCUAAGCUGUACAAACGGUAUAAUGCAACGUAGUAUUACAUCAACUAAUGCAAUCAAUGGAAGUUGUUUAUCGUUGACAAGUUCAUCAGAAUCUCAAACCAAAUCAUCUACGGAUAAUAAUAGUAAUAAGCAUGUAAAAAUGAAUGGAAAUGUAUUUAAUAUGAAUGAAAACAAAAAUACUGUCGUAGCAUCUAUUACUAAAACUGAUGUUAUUCGCGAUGCUGAAUCAUUGAAUCUAACCAUUAAGGAUAUCGAUUUAACACUGAAUAAUCCAAUUGGAUUGACACCGAGACGCGAGAAACGUCGAAUCCUAACAGUUACCGGUGAUUUAAUGAAUUCUAAUCGUCUAACACGUGUAUUUACACGUGGUCAUAAGGCAUCAGUAGAUGUUACUGAACAGUCAAAUAAAUUACUACCAAAUACACAAGUAUCCAAACAAUUAUCAGUAAUGGGAUUGAAUAUUAAUAAUCAUGGCAUUAAUGUUAACAGCUCCAAUGAUAAUUCAGAUUGGUCAUCUGAUGUUGAAGAUAAGUCAAGUACUUUAGUUAGAAAAACAACUGAGAAAAGUUCAGACAAUUCUUCUACAUUAAAACAAUUAAAUUCAUUAGAUUGUAGAAAAACUACUCCACCUAGACAAGUUGUUCAGCCUCACGAAGCUCCACUUCUUGAUCCUUUCAAUUCUGAUUGUGGCAGGCCUCGUUUACGGAUUCUUCUAGGACAAACAAAUCGUUUAAAUUGUCUAACUGGAACAUCUUCGGCAUCAACUACGAAGAGUAAUCCCAAUACCGCAUUCAAAAAUAUCUCAGAUCAUAAAAAUAAUUUAGCUAGUCGUCAGUCUCUAGCAAAAUCCUGUAUAACAUCUACAUUUACCGCUACAAGUCUUGUAUCAAAAGGAAGUACGAAUUCCAUUAAUAGUAUCUCUUCUUCGUAUAUAGUUCCAAUUAGUAAAACAGAUUUUUAAAAUCUACCCAUAAUUAUUUUCAAUAAAUUCUAAGAAACAGUAUUUCUUUCAUUGUAUUUUUUCUCCCAUGUGAUUUAUUCUUUUUUUUUAGAUAUUUUUUGUGUUUCAUUACAUUAUCAAUAAUGUUGAUAGCUAAGUUACUGUAUUGAUUCUGUUAUUUUAGCCUGAACUUUCAUUCGUUCAGUAGUAAAUAUUUUUAUGUUAAGGUGGUCUUAAUUCUGGUUACCAAAUUUUGUUAGUUUGUAAUUGUACAGAAUCAAUAUAGAAAAACUCAAUGCAUAAUUCAGUCCAAUCGUCCUACAUUAUGUACUUAAAAAUCAAUAGUUUAUGUAAAUGACAAGAGAAUUCAGCAAUUGUCAUCGGAUUAUUAUUGUUAUUAUAUUCAGAAUCAUGUCUCCAAAAUUAUCCGAAUAUGUAUAUAAUAUGAAAAAUAGUAUAUUUAUAAUAUGUAUCUACACUACUUACAAUAAAAUGGGCUUUACCACAUUAACUUUUUAUUCAUAAUCAACAAUGGAUUGUUUUAAUCAUCAUUAUAUUUCAAUUUAUUUAUUAAAUUCUGAAUUUGUAUAAUAUUGAACUCACUUGAAUUAUACUAUGAAAAUGUAAAUGGAUGAUUUUUAUUUCUAUCUAUAAUUUAAAUAUAAUUAAAAUAUCGGAUUAAUUGUUUGUAUUUUAAAUAGUGAAUAAUAAAACUUGUUCAAUAAAGUUGAAUUUCUA